CGCGCGGCGGCCGUUGCCCCGGGGGAGCGGCGAUGGCGCUGCUGGUGCGGGAGCCGCUGGGCGCGCGGGCGCGGCUGCUGCCGCUGCCGCCCGGCGGGGGCUCCGUGCGGGGCCUCCUCCGCGACCGCGCUCGGGCGCUGAAUAUUCCUGAAGAAAGCUUGUAUGUGAAAUGUAAUGGGCGACUGGUUGAUGAUGAAGAUGUCCUGCAGAAUGGGGCUGUUUAUAGUCUGGAACCAAGACUUUGUGGUGGAAAAGGAGGGUUUGGAUCUAUGCUGCGAGCGCUUGGUGCUCAGAUUGAAAAGACAACAAAUAGAGAGGCUUGCCGAGAUCUCAGUGGAAGGAGACUUAGAGAUGUCAAUCAUGAAAAAGCGAUGGCUGAAUGGGUGAAGCAGCAGGCGGAACGGGAAGCAGAAAAAGAGCAAAGGCGCUUGGAAAGGCUGCAGCGGAAACUUGCAGAGCCAAAGCACUUUUUCACAAAUCCAGACUACCAGCAGCAGUGUCAUGAAAUGGCUGAACGACUAGAAGAUUCAGUCCUUAAAGGAUUGCAGGCCUCUUCAAGCAGAACAGUGUCACCAGAAAGCAGCAGCAGUCGGAAGCGUCCAGGUGAAUCUGUAAAAAAUGGAACAAAAUCCCAAAAAAGAAAAUGUUUUUGGCUGGGGUUGGAAGGAUUGGAUGAUCAAGACAGUUCAGAUGGUGAGGAUGACAGUGAAGGUGAUUCACCUUAUGCAUCUGAUGAAAGUUGUCCAUCAGGCAGCAGAUACAAUGACAAUGCUGGAAACUCAAAUGAAGGUUCAAACAGCUCUGUAGAUUCAGUAGAGGAUACGCCAGCUACCAGUGCUACUGAGAAACCACUGGAGCAGCUAGAAGGUACUGGAAGAAAUCUGCAAGGAGAGACACACACAAGUGGGCAAACUGAAAUUCCAGUUGAAGAAAACAGUAAAAUGACAUUGCCCUUGAAGGAAGAAGCCCAAGAAAAGAAUGAAGUAACCCAAGCUGUAGGAGAGGAGCAAGAAAAUGUUUCCUCUAAGACACAGGAGACGAACCAGUUACAGUGCACAGAGGUGGAACCUGUAGACCUCCUGGUGUUCAACUCUGCUGCUGAACUGGAAGUCCUGGGUUUGGAUAAACUGAAGAUGGAAUUGAUGUCUCUAGGACUGAAAUGUGGAGGCACUUUAAAGGAAAGAGCAGCAAGGCUUUUUUCUGUGAGAGGUCUGUCUAGAGACCAGAUAGAUCCUGCCUUGUUUGCAAAGCCAUCUAAGGGGAAAAGAAAGUGAUUUAAAAAAAAAUUGUAUCCAUGUGGUUUUCAAUUUUUCUUACACUGUUCUCAUUCCAUACUGCCACAUAAAAUUAUUUGUCAUCCCUGGGUAGUUUUUUUUUCUAUUCUUAAUGAAGUUCAAUUAAUGUAACACAGAGUGAGUUGCUAGGUAGUGAUUAGCUUUGCAUUCAGUACAUUCACUAUGACUGUCUUUUGAUAAGCUUUACAAAUGGUUGUAACGAGUCGUAAUGUGACAGGUAGAACAAACUCUCUGCAGAUGGAGAUAAAUAACCUGAAUGUUUUCUGGAAAACAAUUGCAUUACGUCAUCAUCACCUAUUUUAAGAAAAAGAACAAUCCUUUCUUAGCUUUGUAUUGAGUCUCCUUUGGUGUGUUUUCCAGUUAGUGCAGUUACAGCUGUCAAAUGGGAAACUUUGAACCUGUGACCCAGGCUUAAAAGCUGAAGUUUGAUUAAAUAAAGAACAUUUUUAUAUGGA
Messenger RNA from Apus apus (common swift), 1750 nucleotides. RefSeq names its product SDE2 telomere maintenance homolog (gene SDE2). The transcript has 7 exons. The coding region runs from base 33 to 1274 and encodes 413 amino acids. Gene Ontology annotation, cellular component: nucleus. The record is from RefSeq and is a predicted model, not a curated record. NCBI's taxonomy places the organism in Eukaryota, Metazoa, Chordata, Aves, Apodiformes, Apodidae.